Didymodactylos carnosus is the source of this 978-nucleotide messenger RNA. Lineage: Eukaryota; Metazoa; Rotifera; Eurotatoria; Philodinida; Philodinidae. The record is from the annotation of a GenBank genome assembly.
AUGUUUCCCGUACUUCGCAUAUCGAUUCGUGGUCUUGAUCCAGAUACAUUUUAUGAAAUUAAAUUAGACUUUGCUCAAACUGAUAACCAUCGCUGGCGUUAUGUUAGUGGUCAUUGGCAACCUGGCUCAAAGCAAGAACCACCGGCACUACGAGGUAUUUAUUCACAUCCAAAAUCACCAAAUUACGGAAAAUAUUGGAUGAGUGAUAUAAUUACAUUUUGUAAAGUGAAAUUAACAAAUAAAACAAACAGUAUUGGGGAUGAUCAGAUUGUUCUUAAUUCUCUACACAAAUAUGAACCACGAAUUCAUAUUUUACAAGUUCAAGUGGAUGGCAAAGAGAGUGUUCCAUUAUAUACAGCAAGCUUUCCUGAUACAGAGUUUAUUGCUGUUACCGCCUAUCAAAAUGAAGAGAUUACAGCAUUGAAAAUCAAAUAUAAUCCAUUUGCCAAAGCAUUUCAGGAUGCCAAAGAAAGAACUGAUCGAGAUUUAAAUGAAGACGUCCAAUAUAUUGAUCAAAAUUUUGCUUCUUGUUUUCCAAUGUUAGCAUCAUCUAGCUAUUCUCCACAUCAUUUUAAUUUUGCCACAAAUUCUUCAUCGUCGUCUAUGAAUGGUUCUGUUGAUCGUUUACGUUUAUCAAGUUAUCGUUCAACUCCCUAUACAUUGGGAACAAGUCAUUAUCAACCACACCAAACAUCAAACUCAUUUAUUGAUCCAUCACAAUUUUAUUCCAAUUCAGCAUUUCACCAUCAUAACAUCUAUUCAAACGGUCAAAAUGGUGUUAAUUCAAUGCCGUGGUUAUCACCUUAUUCUUAUCAACAACAACCACAGUCAUCUUCGUCGUCUUCUGGGACAUAUUCACCAGAUAUUUCGACAACAACAACCAUUAGUCAAAAUAUUCAUAAUACAACAGUAGAAGAAAUAAAUGACAAUCAUUUUGAUAAAAUGCAUAAUAAUACAGAUACUAAUAUUUUUACAUAA